This is a messenger RNA of Papilio machaon (common yellow swallowtail), 2281 nucleotides long. RefSeq names its product A-kinase anchor protein 17A (gene Xe7). The record is from RefSeq and is a predicted model, not a curated record. Bases 65 to 2182 code for a protein of 705 amino acids. Lineage: Eukaryota; Metazoa; Arthropoda; Insecta; Lepidoptera; Papilionidae. The transcript is spliced from 8 exons.
UAAGCGUAAUAACUUUAUGAUUUAAUGAUUAUUUGUAGAUUAAAUUAACUUUUAAUUUUGUAUAAUGAGUAUCCAAGUAUGUAGGGACGCCUCAGACGCUGUGGUUCUGUAUCUACCACAGCGUUUGUACCUUAAAUCUUUCGCAAAGCUUAAUAUUUCUGUUCAGCUUCCCUCACACAAGGUUUACGGAAAAUCGAUAUCGAAUUGGGAGUUGAUGGAGAAAAUACGCAAAAUGAUCCAACCUGACGCGUUUUCCAUGUUGAAAGUGAUAAAGCAUAGUUCGGAAGUGAUAAGGUUCGACGCAGAGUUGGAGAGCUCCGAGAAGCUUGGCAGGGUGCUGUCUCGUUUGGACAAUCGCAUCAUCCAGUUGAAUGAUUACCCAGAACAGUUAAAAGUAAAAGUGUCUGAAGCAAAGUCUGACUUUCCAAGUCGACAUACUUGGGAUUCAUUCUUCCGAGACGCUACUGACAUGGAUGAGAUGAAACCAGGCGAGAGACCUGAUACAGUACACAUUGCAAAUAUACCAAUCAGUUGGUUUAUUCAUGAGAAAGACAGUUACAGUGAUGGAGUUCCAUCGGAGAGUUUGUUUAAAAAAGUGUUUGAAAAAUUUGGUUCCUUAAGACAAGUUGAUGUUCCGGCAUCAGAUCCAUUUAGGAUGCAGAUGAAAGAAGCCAUAAGGGGUAUAACUAUUCCUGCUAUGGAAUCAUCAGUGUACUUUGAAGGCUACUUACAGUUUAGUGAAUAUGUGGGCUUUGUGCGUUGUAUGGAUGCAUUGCGAGGGCGGAAACUUUUACGAAAGAAGGACGAUAUAUCAGAAUGGUGUACCAUACGUGUGGACUUUGAUAGAACUAAACACAUGACAGAUGCGGCUGUUAAACGGAGAGCUAUAGUCCGAGAGAGACUCAUUGCUCGUCAGAGAGCUAAGGAAGAGGAAGAGAGAAUGGAGAAAGAUAAGAUUGCAAAAAGAGAAGCAAAAGAAAGACAAAAACUUGAGAAGAGUGAAAGAGAAAAAUUGGCAAAGAUGCGUGAGAGAGAAGAGAGAAGAAAGAAGAAAAGACUCGCUAAACUGAUAGAAAGGGACAAGGUAGAUGUUAACAAGAAGGUUGCUGAGGAGCAAAAGAAACUGAUGCAUGCUCAGAAGAGGUUACAAGCGAUAAGACUUAUUGAGGAAUUGUUUAAAAGAAUUGAGUUACGUCCAGAGCUGCAGCGCAGUGGCAUGCACGAGAGAUACUAUGGUAGUGAGGAGAGAGCUAAGCGGUCCCGUGUUGUGGAUAGGUUCAAGCGGAUGCAGGAACAGCAGCUGGAUAACCAGAGGGAAAUGGUGAAGCAAGCAAUGGAUGGGCGUAUAGUGAUACGUUCAGCAUUAGAAACGAAGAAGCCAAGACAGGUCUCCCCGAUCAGCUCACUAUCCUCAGAAGAUGAGAGAACAAAGAGAAUCAAGAAAGAGAAACUACCCACACCGGAGAGAGAGUAUGAAUAUAAACCACCAGCUGGGAUGUAUCCGUACGGAUUUCCGUAUCCGUACGCCUGCGCACCGCCGCCCGGUUACCCCUUCCCGCAAACGUCAAUGUAUUACCCUGUCCGGGGGUUCGUGCCGCGGGGGAGGGGACGUGGGCGAGGUCGGGGCGGGCAGCGUCCUCGUAUGCCAUACUUUGAUGGUCCCGAUGCCAGUCAACAGUAUUAUCAAUAUUUCAAGAAGUUAACAGCACAAGAGGGACGCAACAAUCACUGCGACCGUACACACGUGCACCGCUCGUACACCCGCUCGCGGUCACGUUCGCGUUCGCGUUCGCGUUCGCGCUCGCGCUCGCGCUCUCGGCACCGCUCAUACAGCCGCUCUCGCUCUAGAAGUAGACGAUCCAGAAGUAGAAGAUCAAGGAGUAGACGGUCCAAAAGUAGAAGUAGACGCUCGAACACCAGAAGGAGAUCCAGGUCUAGCCAUAGCCGAUCUAGAUCUCGUAAGCGGUCUAGAUCACGCAGCCGACGAUCCAGGACAAAGUCUAGGACAAAAUCAAAGACCAGACUGACGACUACGCCCAAGCUGGACGAACGGUCAGAUGUACAAGAUAAGCAAUUAACCACGCCGAAGCGAAGGUCUAAAAGUUGGUCCUUGCCUAAAGAGGGGGGAACUCACAGGUCCUGGUCUAGAAGUCCUAAAGACGGAGAAGGACGUAACAGUUAACAUAUUUAAGAUUUGAAAUUUGAACAUUUUUUUUUUAAGUUUUAAAACUCAUCUGCAAUAAUCUUUGUUCUCUUUCAAAGUGAUGCAAUUCUUAGGAUU